Molecule: messenger RNA, 1455 nt
Organism: Diospyros lotus (date-plum)
Lineage: Eukaryota; Viridiplantae; Streptophyta; Magnoliopsida; Ericales; Ebenaceae
Exons: 5
Coding region: 261-1244 (327 amino acids)
Biological process (GO): cellular response to oxidative stress
Cellular component (GO): cytoplasm; cytosol
Molecular function (GO): quinone reductase (NADPH) activity
Source: RefSeq, a predicted model, not a curated record
CGUAAUUUGACUAAAAUGGGUCAUUUUGCCUUACGACAACCGCCACGCCAUUGUCGUCUGCAUUAGAAUAUCGCUAUCACCACCCCAGCUUACGAUUCCUUCCAGUUCCACUUAUUAACCCAUUUGUCUCUGCUCUUCGCCGUGCCAAUUUGUCAUUUCUACAGCCGAUCAAAAGCGCCUCCUCCUCCUCCUCUUCCGCCGCUAACAACAGCCCAAACUUUCAGUCCGUGCGAGCGGCCUCUCCUCCGGUACCACCAACCAUGGUCAAAGCAAUUCGGGUUCACGAACUUGGUGGCCCCGAGGUUAUGAAGUGGGAAGAUGUGGAAAUAGGAGAGCCUAAGGAGGGUGAGAUCAGAGUGAAAAACAAGGCCAUUGGGCUCAAUUUCGUUGACAUCAACUACCGUAAGGGAGUUUAUAAGGCAUCCACAAUGCCCUUUACUCCAGGAAUGGAGGCAGUGGGUGUGGUGACUGCAGUCAGUCCCGGGCUAACUGAUAGAAAAGUUGGAGAUGUGGUGGGUUAUGCUGGUCUUCCAAUUGGAUCAUAUGCUGAGGAGCAAAUCCUUCCAGCCAACAUAGUAAUACCUGUUCCUCCCUCCAUUGGUCCAGUUGUAGCAGCAUCUGUCUUGCUUAAAGGAAUGACUGCUCAGUUCCUAGUUCGCAGUUGCUUUAAGGUUGAACCUGGACACAAGGUUCUUGUUCAUGCAGCAGCAGGUGGUGUUGGGUAUCUCUUGUGCCAGUGGGCAAAUGCUCUUGGUGCAACUGUGAUUGGAACUGUCUCAACCAAAGAGAAGGCUGAUCAAGCCAGAGAGGAUGGAUGUCAUCAUGUCAUUAUGUACAAGGAGGAGGACUUCGUGACCCGUGUGAACGAGAUAACAUCAGGUGAAGGUGUCGACGUUGUUUAUGAUUCUGUCGGAAAACAUACCUUUCAGGGAUCAUUAGAUUGCCUGAAACCUUGUGGAUACAUGGUGAACUUUGGGCAAUCCUCCGGUUUACCAGACCCUGUUCCUUUAUCCGCACUUGCAGCAAAAUCGCUAUUCUUGACGAGGCCUUCCCUCAUGAAAUACAUUGCAACCCGAGACCGGCUGCUGCAUUCUGCGGGAGAGGUCUUCGCUAACAUUGCGUCCGGCGUGUUGAGAGUUCGUGUGAAUCAUACGUAUCCCUUGUCUCAGGCGGCGCAGGCGCAUGACGACCUGGAGAGUCGAAAGACAUCCGGCUCUAUUGUGCUGAUCCCGGAUGAUAAUUGAGCAGCCUUUGUGUUGUAAACAUCCAACAAUUAAUGUCUUACACCGGCUAUCCUUUGUUGCAGUUGCUGAAUUGUGUUGUGGAGCUUAAUUUUGUUGCAGUUGGCGCUGAAUUGUCAGUACGUAAAUACUUAAUAAUUGCUGGCUUGUCAUAGUUACCAUCUUUGUUAUGUUGCAUCAAAAGUGAGGUUUGUUAUUGGGAUUGUUGUCUUUA